GUAAUGAAUCUACCUGAUAAUUUUACCUUCUUGAAUAAACCUUUUCUAUGGUUAUGCGCAUAUGUAGGGCGAAAAACUUGCAGUAAAAGGUCGCUUGUGCUGCAGUUGGACUCCCUGUGACUGCUGCCAUGUGGGAAAUAAGUGAACUCUCUGACCCCCGCACGUGUCUGCCCGCCACCUGACGUCACACUGUUCCAAGCAGGAGCGCAAAAACACCGGGAAGCGCUCGCGCCAGGCUUUGCGCCACACGGCCGCUGCGCGACCUUCGCAGCCCCGUCUUUUAAACAUCAACCCGGACGGUGGAAGGAAAAUGCGCCUGAACGUGAACUUCCUCUUUUCCCUCCGUUUAAAAACAGUACCGUGUCCCUUUAAAAGCGUCUGACAAAAAGCCCAUAUGAUCCCCGAGCUCCAAUCACCAAUUCCUUCUGCAAAAGCAGUCUCUGCAUUUUUGACUGUCUGAACGCCACAGCUACGCUCUUGAGGGGGGGAAAGACACAGAGAAAAGGGCAAAAAAAGAAAAAAAAACUGCAGAAAUGUGACAAUCCAACGGUCGUUUUCAUGGCGAGGGGGAAACCGCAGCGAAAGGAGUUAUUCUGGGACUCCUUGGAGCCUCGAAGCGCUGGAUCAAAAUGCUCAUAGUGGAGAAGACCACAGACUUCCCCUCUGCUGAGUUCUCUCUGGUGGAGGAUGUGGCUCUGCACUUCACCUGUUUGAUGGACAGGCUGAAUGAGCAGCGCCUCUUCCAGCCUGACCUCUGUGACGUGGACAUCGUGUUGGUGCGCCAGCGCAGCACCUUUCCUGCCCACAAGGGAGUGCUGGCGGCCUACAGCCCCUUCUUCCAUUCCCUUUUCGCCCAAAGCAAACAGCUGCGGCGCGUGGAUCUGUCCCUGGACGCCCUGACCUCUCAGGGCCUUCAGCAGAUCCUCAACUUCAUUUACACCUCCAAGCUGCUGGUGAGCAGCAGCACCGUCCGUGAUGUGUUGAACGCUGCCACCGUGCUUCAGAUGAGCGACAUCGCGGCGUCCUGUCGAGAUCUUCUCAGCAGCCACUCGCUGAGAGCCACCUGCAGAGAGAUGGCCAAUCAGGAAGGGUUCGACCCAGCCGAGAUGCCUCCCUGCCAGCUGUACCGGGAGAUCAAACAGGAGUCCGAGCUCGGCAGGGUCUACACGCGAGAAGGCAGCAGCCCGUUCUCCGUCAGAGUGGAGGAGGUGGGAAAGAUGGCUGCCCAGACAAAGCAGUACUAUCAGAAAGAGGAGGGACUGGGAGGCGGGGCCAGCACGGGUGUGGCCACUCUGUGUAAAGUGGAGGGCGGCGGAGAGGAGUCGAAACCAGCGGAUGGUCACACCUCCUUCAACAGAGAUCAGAUUAUUGUCGAAGUCAACCUCAACAACCAGACCCUGAACGUCUCGAAGGGAUCCGAUGGGAAAUCUUCCGCAAUCACAGAACCCAUGUUUGGCCGUUGUCGUGAAAACGAGAGAGACUCUGAGGGUGACGAGGACGAUGAGAUGGAGAAUGGUGACGGACGUGAAGAGGAGGGCGACGAAGAUCUAAAGAGGACAGACAUACUGGGGCAUACCAGUGGAGAGGAAGAUGAGGAGGAUGAGGAGGAGGAAGAGGAGGAGGAGGAGAACACCUUAAACAUUCCUGGACUGGAGCAGCCCGUCGUAAUGGAUCGACCUCGCCGGGGAACCAGAGCCUUAGCCGUGGUGGGCGCCACUGCCAUGCGUCAGACGCUCGCAGAGGCCACCCUGACCAACCAGCGACAGGGCGGGAAGAAGGCACUGGAUGCAGAGGGCCUAGGUCAGAAGGUCAGGCUGGAGGAGAAGCAACACUUCCCGUGUAAAAAAUGCCCUCGCAUCUUCAACAACCGCUGGUACCUGGAGAAGCACAUGAACGUCACGCACAACCGCAUGCAGAUCUGCAACAACUGUGGGAAGCGCUUCCUGUUGGAGAGUGAGCUGCUGCUGCACCAACAGACGGACUGUGAGCGGAGCAUCCAGUGUGUGACCUGUGGAAAGGCUUUCAAGAAGCUGUGGUCGCUGCACGAGCACAACAAGAUUGUCCACGGCUACGCGGAGAAGAAGUUCUCAUGCGAGAUCUGCGAGAAGAAAUUUUACACCAUGGCUCACGUCAGGAAGCACAUGGUCGCCCAUACGAAGGACAUGCCGUUUACCUGUGAGACGUGCGGAAAGUCGUUCAAGCGCAGCAUGUCCCUGAAGGUCCACUCUCUGCAGCACUCGGGAGAGAAACCCUUCAAGUGUGAGAGCUGCAGCGAGCGCUUCCAGUACAAAUACCAGCUGCGUUCACACAUGAGCAUCCACAUCGGACACAAGCAGUUCAUGUGUCAGUGGUGCGGAAAGGACUUCAACAUGAAGCAAUACUUUGACGAGCAUAUGAAGACGCACACUGGAGAGAAGCCGUACAUCUGUGAGAUCUGUGGGAAGAGCUUCACGAGUCGGCCCAACAUGAAGCGCCACCGCCGCACCCACACCGGAGAGAAGCCGUAUCCCUGCGAGGUGUGCGGUCAGCGCUUCCGCUUCUCCAACAUGCUCAAGGCCCACAGGGAGAAGUGCUUUCACGUCACCAACCCCAUGGUGGUCCCAAACUGCGGCGACCCCCUCGGCCUUGACCUGCCCCUCGUCUCUCCUGCCGCGAACUCUUCCGGUCCGGCGCAGCUGGGAACGCCGGCCUCCACCGCCACGCCCUCCGCCGCCUCCAGCCCACAGCUCCUCCACAGCACCCAGCUGUCUCUCUCCCUGCUGCACCCCAUGGGGGGGCUGGCUGCUGCCUCACAUUUACCCCCACCGCCUCCCUUGUUCUCUGCUGGUAGGAUGAACUCCAACAACUAACAAAAUUUCUGUAGCAUUUAAAGCACUUUGUUUGGCUUCUCCUUGUUUAAGAGCAGACUCGCAGCGGGAGAUUGACAUUUACACGGAAGACAAAACUGAAAAUAUAUACAAAAAAAAAGGCUAAACGUAGACCUCGUAACAGACUCUUUCAUCUGCAUAAAUAAGAAAUAGCUAUUUUUUACUCAGCUGAAUACAGUAUAUAUCCUCAAAGUCCUCUCCGACUUCUCCCAUAACUUUUACACCACACUUAUAAAUCCAGAGUUUUGCACAACAAAUAGAUUGUAACAUCCUUUACCAAAUAACUGUUACACAUGCUGAUAAAGGAUGAGAGUAAAAUAUGUUUUGUUCUCUGCCAGGAUGUAGCGACCAGUUCCAGUCUGACCCAGCAAUAACCAAACGCUCAUUUUGACUUUGAACAUGUACCUGUUUGUGACGUCACCAAUAACCAAACCCUGUAGCUCCCUUGCUAUGGAUAAGUAAUGUAAUAUAGCAUUUAUAAUCGAUCCUGCACCUUACAUUUGCCUCCUGUGACAUUUAAUAUGUACUCCUGUUUCUUUUUUGUUUUUUUUCCGGUUGUGGUUGGGUGAUUCAUGGCUUCAGUUUCAAAAGACAUUAGAGAGGCUACAAUGUGUGUAGUGGAGUGAGUGUGUGUUUUUUUUUUUUUGUUUGUUUGUUUUUGUCUGUGCUGGUGUGUUAGAGUGAUCUGUGAAGCAGAGACUGGAACUGAGAGUCUUCAAAACAACAAAUUCACACUUGAGCUUCCACAAAGUCAGCAGAAGAAGAUAUUCGCGACUCUUAUGUUUGGCUUCCAUUAACCAUCCCAACUCUCUUACAGGUCUGACUAUUUAUGUACCACUGUCUUGCAAAACCAUUCACUCCUCUUGAACCUUUUUUUUUUCUUUUACACAUUUUGUGUUGCAACCACAAAUUUUAAUAUAUGUUUUUCGCUUAUUUGAUACUUCCAACACAGAGUAGCGCGCAAGUCUGACGUAGAAGGAAAAUGAUGCAUGGAUUUUCUCGGUUUUCUUACUUUUACAAAAAGUGUGUUUCCUUACUGAAAGCCUUGCUCAGCCGCCUUUCACUGUGGUUUCCGCUGAAAGUCUUCUGGAGUUUGUCUUCAUCAGCUUUUCACCUCUAGAGACGGUAAUUUUGUUCAUUUUUCUUUGCAAAAAAGCUCAAAUUCAGUUGGAUUGGGAGGAGAGUGUCUGUUAACUUUACAUGGCUUCCUCUUUUCACUCUUCAAUGAGACCGUAUUUUUUGAGUGCAAGACUAUUAGUUCUGAGGUCGACAGAAUCUGCCACCUGAGUUGUGGCUCUCUGCAGCUCCUCCAGAGCCUUCACUCUUGGCUGCUUCUCUGAUUAAUGCUCUCAUCGCCUGGUCUGUCAGAUUAGUUGGAUGGUCGUGUCUCAGUAGAUUUGUAGAUGGUGGUUGUGAAAGCAAUUGGUUGCACUGGAUUUUAUUUAGAGGCAUCAGAGUGAAAGGACCCACAUAGAAAAACAUGCCACACUUUUCAAAUUUUUGCUUGUAAAAAAAAAAGAAAAAAAUCUGUUUUUGGUCUAUCUCUAUAAAUCAGCACUAAAAUAUGAUGCAGUUUGCUGCCAUGUUGUGACGAUUCAUGAUUAAGUUCAAUACAAGGCACGGUGUAUAUAUAGCCAGAGGUGUGAGACAAUGGGGCAUUUUUCUGUGACUGCUAAUAUACUAGGUCCAAAACCUCAUGUACUCAAACAGUAUAGCUGUACUUGUAUAUCAAAUUCUAAUGUUAUUGGUAAAGUUGAAUACUGUUCUUUCAGAAAGGAAAUUCAGAGAAGUUUGCUCGCAAAACUAAAUGUGUGCAUUUAAUCUGUAGAGGAUUUAACUCGUAUUGUAAAUGAUCAAAUCCAAGAAACAACAACCCAAAGCUUAAGUCUACUAAAUGACAAUAGCUGUAUAUAUUCUGUUAAACAAUCAUUUGUAGCUGCAAAUAAAAGUUAUUGACUUGCAGUACAAUACAUUAUUAAUAAAGUAAAGGAAUAGUUUUAAAGUAUAUAGAGAGGGUUUUUUGCUUCUUACUCAGUUUAAAUUAGAAAGUUGUCGCCACUCAAAGAAAUAUUGAUAAUUUUUCAUUCUUGAUGUUAACUGGUACAUCAUUUCUAAUUAAGCUCUUGUAUUCAUUUCCUACUACGGUAUUUAUAUAUGUUGGUGAAUGCCGAAUAAUCUCCAGUUCUAUUCAGUGCCUACAUCUGGAAGUUUCUCUGAGGCAAGAGAGUAAAUUUCUCCUGCACUAUGCUAGUUUGUUAGCUUCCCCGUGUUAAACAUGCUAACAUUUCUCAUCUAUGUGAUAUAUUGAAGGAGUCCUCUAAAAAUUUAAAUAUGGCCCGACCUUUUUCACAGUGUAGGAAAAACUCUAGUUCAGCCUCUUGCUUUCAAGAUUUAUUUUUGCAGUAAAGUUUUGGAAAAGCUCUUCCGAUUUCUGCGAAGGUUCAUUUCUGCAGUUUUUGAACCCAGAUUUUCCAUUCCAAAAACAAAUUUGUUCGUAAACUGAAUUAUGGACGGAACAGCAAUUACAUUACUUUAGUUGUUGACGAAUAAUUGUUUCCUAUCUUGGAAUAUAUUUUGGGGUUUCAUAAAAUGUGUUUAUGUGGGUCUAAAUAUGAGGAAAUGAAAGGCUUGGGGUGGAACAUCAAGUUUUGUCAUGUCUGUGAAGUUUGUGCGCUGUUGACGCGCUCUUGUUCUGAACAAUGCAAGUGUAUUAGGAUCAAAGGUGUGGAUUUCACUGUUCUGCUGCGUCAGGAUGGAGUAUGUUACUUUUGCUGUGACGUCACCCUGUCAGGGUUUUUUUUUUUUGUUAUUAUUUUUGUCUUAACCCCCUGAAGAAUCAGUUGUCCAGCUUGGGAUGAGCUGAAAGCUCUAAACAUAGCCUGAAGGUUUUCCAAGUUAUUAAAUAUAUGUAUAAAUAGGAUUAAGUAGUAAAAUUGUAUUCUGUUGAAGCCACUUUAAUCAUUCGGUACGCUAAAGUGAUUGAAUCUUCUGAGAUUGUAUAGAAUGUGAGAAUAACAAAGCAUGAGAUCAAGAGGCGUUAAUGUCCGACAGUUGCUGCAUAAUUGUGUAUGUGCAGCCAUUUUGAUUAUGUGCAAUAUUAACAUGUGGACUUUCAGAGUUGUGACACUAAAGCCCAAAAAUGUUUCAACAGGUCCCAAAAAAUUCAUCGCAGCUUGGAUCAGAGAUCAAAUCAUGCAUGCGUAUCAGAUGCUUAGACUAACAAAACCAGAGUGGUUUUUCUUUCUUUUUUUUUUUUUCCAUCUACAAUACCAGCUCCUCCUACGUCGAUAAAAUGCAAGCCUAUCUGAAGUUACAUAAAGGUGAAGCUAUAUGGAGCUUAGCCAAUUUUCACCUUUGCGUUAACAUUGAUGUGAGCUUUCCAUUUGCUUCAGUUAGCAGGUUUGAGUGGCAUUGAGCAAAUCAUAAGACUGAAAGCUUUAAGUGGAAAAAGAAUUGACCCCAUAAAAUUUCAGUGUCAUAAUUGGCAAGCGUCUGAGUUCAGUUAAUGCACUCCUACUCACUUUGUCUAUAUGCUGUAGAGCUGUAGUCUUAGUGUUGCUUUCCCCUGUAUAUAUUGUGCAGAUAUGGAUGUACAUGGUUUUUCUUUUUUUUUUUUUAUGUUUACACAGGGAGAGCUGAAUGUUUUCAGGUUGGUACGGCGGAAAGACAAUUUUAAAAAAUGUUUUCUGCCUGUUGUUUUUUUUUUUUUUUUUUUUUAAUUCAGAAACAAAACUGAGUCCUUUUGGUAAAAUAUCACAUCAGCCCAAGAUUUGUGUCUUUCAUAAGCCAACAUGAGGAAAUAAUAAUAACAUAUUUGGACAUUAUUUAAAUAAUGGUACUUUAAAAAAAAAUAUCUUCCUACAUACUCAUCCAUUUUUUUAUUUUUUUUAUUUUUGCAUUUUGAUUUGUUUAUUUCAUACUAGUCCAAGACUGCUUAGAGCUUCUAUAUUGUAAUUUAACUAAUUUAACUCAAUUAUAUUCUGGCUGUAAUAAAAUCCAGUUCAACCUUAGUGGACAAUUAGCUUGAAUUUUGCAAAAAGAAAAAGCAAAACAUCUAUCAGUUUAAAAGUUGAAAUGAACUUUUCUGUCUUUGAAGAAAAUUAGCUAAAACAAUUGUUUUCUUUUUCUUCUUAAAACUAAAUGUGUCCCUUAAAAUGUCUAUAUUCAUGUCGACUACCAAGCAUUCAGUAGGAAAAUAAAUUUUAUAAGCUUUAGAGUUAUACAUCUUAAUACGUACAGUGUCUUGUAAAAGUACCCAUAGUAUAUGGGCCUAUAUUUUAUUUUGUCAUGUUACAACCACAAGCUUUUUGUAUUUAAAUAGGAUUUUACUUUGGUAAUAGGUCGACAUGCAAGCCAAAAAGUUCAAAUUCAGUUACAACUGACUCGAGCAGCUUCCUUCAUGCUCACUGCCUUCAUGGCAUGUGACAAGUUGCAAACUGAGCUGUUUAUGGCUUUCUUUCAGCAAUGUUUUUUUUUUUUUCUUAUCAAACUGACGAAGUGCAUGACCUGUACUGUCAAUAGAUUCCUCAAGCUGAGAUGUCGAUCUCUGCAGCUUCACCAUGGUUACCAUGGGUGUCUUCUCUGAUUAAUACUUUAAUCACAGAAAAGCUUUAUCUAUAUUAAAGGUAAAACUGGUUGAACUGGAUUUUAUCUAGAGGUUUCAGAACAAAGGGGUCAGAUUGCAAAUACACACACCGCACCGUGACAUGAAAUCAAAAAUAAAGGUAUUGAGGUUUUUGGUUGUAACAUGACAAAAUGUGAAAAAAUAUUUGGAGUUUAUACAAAUGCGGAGCGGCAUUUUGUGGCCACUGACUGUCAAGUACUGCUUCUCUGUUGUUGCUGUUUAUUACAUCACAAUCUGUCUGCAGACUUUACUAAGAUCUUCUGAAAGCUGAGAACAUUCUCUCAUUUCUGCUAUAGAUGCGCAAUCUAUCGCAAGAGUCGUCACUGACGUACUGUGUGUGUGUUUGCCUUACAAAUGGUGGGAUUUCCACAUUUUUUUUUUUGUGUUAAGCAUAGUAACUAUACCUGACGGAUACAUUGUACUGAACACUACUGAUUUAUGCACUUUGAAUUCCUUUGCCACACUUUGCCAACAAAGGGGGCAUGUAUGUAGACACAGGGUGAAAACAAGUUGCAGAAAUUUGUAAAGAUGGAAAUAAAUACAUCCUUUGCAUUUUUUUAAGUGUAGAUAAUUUUGAUUUCUAAAUGCACAAAGGAUAAAUUGACACGAAUGAGUAUUAAAGCCUCAAAAGUCACAGAAAAUUGUAUGUCACAUGUUGGAGUGUUUCAGACGAGUUUAAGUCUAGUUUUUUUGUGAUGUUGCCAUCCAAGCAAGGUAAAAAGUAAGAAGAGUUCAGUUCAGUUAAGAUGGUUGGUUAGUUUAUUUUUUAUUAUCAAUGGAAAAUAACCUGAUGCAAUUUACCUUAAGAUUUUUUUUUUUAAAAGCCUAAACAUGAGUUUAUUUUUAUGUAAGUUGCCUAAUUGAGUAAUGGGAAUUAUAUUAAUUCUAACAGCACUUUAUUAUUUUCUUCUUCAGCUCCAUAGAGUUUUAAAGCUGACAUAGUAGCACUUAUUCCACAUAAAACAGCCGAUACAGUGCAUGUGCACACAUGCAUGUCUUUAUACCAAAAGAUUAUAGGAAAUAAGAAAAAAAUCUUCUUGAAUUAAAUGUGUCCUUGGCAGGUUCCUCAGACACAGAAUUUUAACAAAACUGGUUUUGAAGUACAUCCCUGCAAUACUUACUUGGAAUGGGAUCAAGAAAUGAGAUUGGAGUCAUUAAAAACCUCUUGAAAUAAUAUAAAUCCAUCAAACUGCAUUCUAUCUUUCAUGUUGGAAGUGAAUGACAUAAUGUGACAGCAGUUUUAUGGCCUCGUUGGAAAAUGUGUUGGGGAAAACUGUGGAGAAAGGCUAAAAUGUAUUUUUUUUAUUAUUAUUUUAAUCUCAUCCAGGACAGAGUGAGCAAAUCAUAUUGCUGUAGACGACAACAUUUGUUGGUUAUUUUUAUUUCUUAAUUUAAGAAGCUACUCUUCCCUAAAUGUCAUUGUGACAUUUAGGGAAGAGUAUCUGUUAAAAAUUGAAGUAAUCAUUUAAGCAAUUCUACCUGUUCCUUAUUCUCUACUUGUAACUUAUGCAGAAUAUAUCCAAAGUAUGAAGGAAAACGAAAAUGUUUCAUAUUUUAGAUUAAAAAAAAAAAAAUUAAGUUAUCACCUUUCGCUUUGAUGACUUUUUUUCCACAGUGCAAUUUCUCAAUUCAUUAGGUUUUUCUCCUGAAUUGGUUUUAAUCCAAUUACAUCAGAAAUCACUCAACUAAGUAAAGCGAAAGUAUUGUCCAUCGUUACUUGAAGAUGUGAACGGCAGAAAACCCGAAAAAUUUCAAGUAUUGUUGCAAAGACCAUCAAACGCUGAUAAAACUUGUUCUCAAAAGGAAUCCCUGUGAGGAAUGGAAGACCAAUAGUUGCCUUAAUCCAAGGGUUGAUUUCUAUAUGCAUGGUUCACACUGUAAACCAUUGUGGUGGAGGAGAUACUAUGAUGGUUGGGGGUGGCUUUACUGAUGAGAUUGCUGGUAAUUUAUUUAAAAUCCAAAAGCACACGUAGCCAGAUUUAUUAGAAUCCCAUUCUAUCCCAUCUGGUUUCUGUUGAGUUGGACCAUUGCUAGUUUUUCAAAGAAAAGAAGAAAGACCCAAAGACACCUCCAGCCAAUAUAAGGGCUAUUCUGGGUUCCCAGUCUGAAGUACAGAAUUGGAUUCCAAUAUUUGGCAACAGCAAAUAUGGCUGCUAAAGACUGAGAAAUCUGAAAAGUUGAGUCUGGACAAGUCUGAAAUUGUCUCAUAGAGCCUCACCCACAAACAGAGGGAUUGAGUCCAGGUACUUUGAUAAUAAGUUACUAACAAAUGAAUAUAUAUUAAAAUCAAAGCUGAAAGCCAAUAAGAUCUCAGCACCUUCAGAAACAUCCCCAAAACUGUUGGAAAAUCAUCCCAGGUACCUCAGGAAGCUGAUUAAGAAAACACCAAACGUGUGCAAACUGGUCAUCAAAAUCUAAAAUAGAAAACACUUUUUUUAUUAUACAGUUUUUCCUUCAUAAUUUGGAUGUUUUCUGUAUUAAUCCACAAUGUAAAAAAAAAAAAAAGUGAGGAAGAACUCUGAAAUUUGAAGAUUUUGCUGGCUUGUAUAUUACCUAUAGAGAUCUACUAUUCUGCUGGUUUUAGAUUCAACCUUUGUCCAACACACAUGAAUCAAAUGAAUGGCUCAUUACCAGGUCAUUGCCAAACGUGAUGACAUGCUUAAGAGGUAAUUUAAGAAUUUGAUGUAGGUGUUUGAGCAGGGUUGCAUCUAAAAAAUACACGAUGGUCGAUCUCAAGGACUAGGGCUGGAAACCCCGUCCCCCGAGCCAUCAAAUAUGGAAAAGAAAUCAAAGAAAUACUUCUUGCUCUUUUACUGUUUGUUCUUUUUAGUGGUUCAACAUUAGCUCAACACAACCUGCGACAUAAAUACAUCAUCGAACUUGGUGUUGUUGCAGUUUACUUUUGACAUUUCUCUCACAAGAGCAUUAAAAGUAAACACAAAUACCAAAAUGUUUAGGAAAUUAUGCAACUGUUGCAUCCUUCGUCAGAAUUGAGGGCUUUUGCUUCCAUUUAUUUUGGGGUGAAAGCUGGGAUGAAGAGAAAAGGAGGCACAUUGUAAAUGUGUUUUUGGAGGGAGUUUGUCUUGUUUUGUGUUAAAACUACCCAUGAAAUGUUGUUUUUUUUUAUGUGCUUUGGAUUUUGCAGCUCUGGGUCAUUUUCCCCUUUCACUGAUUUGUUCCUCCAUUUUGUAUGGUUUCCUGUUUUCUGCCUGUAAACAAAUUUCUGCCUGUAAACAUUACCUUGACCAACCCCAGUUGGUCAAGGUAAUGCCAAUAAAUAAAGACCAAAAUAAUUAUAAUUGACCUAUUAAUGAUGGAUAUUUUUCCUAGUAAAGUCAUAAAAUAGCUUCUUCUUACAUAAGACCGUAGGAAGAAUUUAGAAAAUGUUACCAGAUUUAAUACGGGAACAAAAUAUCACAAUAUCAAAAUAUCAUAUAAAUGCACAUGGUUGGUAUGAAACAUCUCAUGGCAGCGAUAUCAUGUUACCCAGAAAAAUGGGAAUGAACAAUCAAAACUACUAAACAAAGAUGGGGGGAAAUGACCAGUGCCUGGGUCAGCUGCUAAAAAAAUGUGUCCAAAAACUAUUUGAUUUUGUGGUCUUGCUUAGAAAAGGGCCGCAUCUAAAGUCAAUACGAAAACUCUUGUUGGAUGUUGAAGAAAAAGUAUUGUAUGAAAGAAUUUAGUGGUUUAUUGUGGUCUGUUUGCUCGUCUUUUUUCUGUGUUUAUGCACAUUUUUUAUUUUUUUUUAAAUGACUGUUUCCUCUAUAUUUGUUCAAAUAUUUGGAGCCUCAAAACUGACUAAACCAAGUUGGCUAUUGAAUUAAGAAAGAUAUUACACAAACGUAAUAAUUUGUAUGUUUGCUGUUUGUCUGCCUUAACCUAUCAUAUUUAUAGUUCUCAUAUACUAUUCAUAAUAUAGAAAUUAGUCUUGUAUUAUAAUUAAAAUUAUACUAUUCAAUUAUAGCAGAAGAUUGACUUCUGUUAUAAUAAAGAAUAUUUAGAAUUAAAUUAGUGAAGAGGCAAAAUUAUGCAUAUUAAAAUUACUUUAAUACUACAUGUAGAUUAAAAGGGAAAAAAUAUGCUAAUUUGAUUUGACAUCAUUUAGAAUCACAAUCAAAAUUUACUAAUUAUACAUAUAAUUUCUGUUGUAAUUUCCCAAUGAUUGGUAGAAACAAAACUAAAAUGAGGUAAAUGGCAAAAUAAUAAAAACAAAGCCUUAGUUUUAAUGUGAUUGUGCACUUAAAUCUAGCUAAACACCCCUGAAAGUCAGCAGUGGUAAAUGCUAAUUUUGUUCAUUAGCGUCUUAGCUGAAAUGUUGACAGCAGUGCUAAUGUUAGCGCUGCAGCAGUUCAGAAGGAUACAGCUGGACAGUACUUGUAAUGUUUUAAUAGCUUUUUAUACUUAUGUUUUGUCAUUAAUCUGCUAGGAUGAGACACUUUCCUACUUUCUAAUAGGCCUGAUCAACCUCAAAAUACAUAGCAGCAUGAUUUUGGGGAUCAUGUUCAAAAAGAGAGAAGAGAUUUAGUUUUGUCAGCUUUGGAGCUCCUUUGACAACUACAAUUUUUUUUUUUUUUUACAUGAGAACCUUUGAUUAGCUGCUUUAAGAUUGUAUAUCUCAUCCAAACCCCUCAUUGCCCCUCAGCCAAUACCACCAUAUUUAAAUCUAUAUAUACCCUCAAGUGUAUUUCCAGUACUUAUUGCUACCACAGCAUU
Messenger RNA from Poecilia reticulata (guppy), 12204 nucleotides. RefSeq names its product zinc finger and BTB domain containing 47b (gene zbtb47b). Gene Ontology annotation, cellular component: nucleus. The record is from RefSeq and is a predicted model, not a curated record. Gene Ontology annotation, biological process: regulation of transcription by RNA polymerase II. Gene Ontology annotation, molecular function: protein binding; DNA-binding transcription factor activity, RNA polymerase II-specific. NCBI's taxonomy places the organism in Eukaryota, Metazoa, Chordata, Actinopteri, Cyprinodontiformes, Poeciliidae.